Messenger RNA from Limanda limanda (common dab), 995 nucleotides. RefSeq names its product gastrula zinc finger protein XlCGF8.2DB-like. Gene Ontology annotation, biological process: regulation of transcription by RNA polymerase II. The coding region runs from base 10 to 873 and encodes 287 amino acids. Gene Ontology annotation, molecular function: DNA-binding transcription factor activity, RNA polymerase II-specific; RNA polymerase II cis-regulatory region sequence-specific DNA binding. The transcript has a single exon. The record is from RefSeq and is a predicted model, not a curated record. NCBI's taxonomy places the organism in Eukaryota, Metazoa, Chordata, Actinopteri, Pleuronectiformes, Pleuronectidae.
CUAAGUGAUAUGGGAUGUGAGACAGAAAAAAAACCGUUUAGUUGCUCUGAGUGUGGUAAAAGAUUUAGUCAAAGACACCAUCUAAAUACACAUAUGAGGAUUCAUACAGGAGAGAAACCGUUUAGUUGCUCUGAGUGUGGUAGUAGAUUUAGACGUAGGGACAGUCUUACUAGACAUAAGAAGACUCAUACUAGAGAGAAACUGUUUAGUUGCUCUGAGUGUGGUAAAGGAGUUAGCAAUAGGCGCCAUCUAAAUGCACACAUGAGGAUUCAUACAGGAGAGAAACCGUUUAGUUGCUCUGAGUGUGGUAAAAGAUUUAGCCUAAGAUGCAAUCUAAAUUCACAUAUGAGGAUUCAUACAGGAGAGAAACCGUUUAGUUGCUCUCAGUGUGGUAAUAGAUUUAGACGUAAGGACAGUCUAGAUGCACAUAUGACGAUUCAUACAGGAGAGAAACCGUUUAGUUGCUCUGAGUGUGGUAAAAAAUUUAUCCGAAGGAGCACUCUAAAUGAACAUAUGAUGAUUCAUACAGAAGAGAAACCGUUUAGUUGCUCUAAGUGUGGUAAACGAUUUAACAAUAGGAGCGUUCUAAAUAGACAUAAGAGGCUUCAUACAAGAGAGAAACAGUUUAGUUGCUCUGAGUGUGGGAAAAGAUUUAGUCGAAGGGACUGUCUAAAUAUACAUAUGAGGAGUCAUACAGGACAGAACCCGUUUAGUUGCUCUGAGUGUGGUACCAGAUUUAGCCGUAAGUCCGUUCUAAAUAGACAUAAGAUGAGUCAUACAGGAGAGAAACCGUUUAAAUGCUCUGAGUGUGGUAAAAGAUUUAGCCGUAAGUCCCAUCUGAAUAGACAUGAGAGGAGUCAUAACGGAGAGUAACCGUUCAGUUGAUCUGAGUGGUAAAAGAUUUAAGAUCCAGUCCUAGUGUACGAGACGUAAUGAUUCAUAAAGGAGAGAAGUGAUUCAGUUUCCACCCUUGCAACAAAAUUUUGUAAGGACAU